ACAAUAUUAUAGUCGAGCAAGAGCAAGAGGAAGUCCUUUUCAACAAAUCUGCGUAUAAAUGUAUCAUAAACCGACCCAACCAUUACUGCGCUGCGAAACAGCGCUAUUUCGAUCCUUUCAUAGCACUGAGUCACAACUCCGGGAAAAUAACAAUCUUUAAGAAGCUUGUUUCACACCUCCUCGUUCCUGAUCAGUUGGUUUCGAGCUAUCAUGCCUCCGCUCUUCAAAAAACAGAGAACUGAAGAAAGCCAGAAGGACGUUCAACCAACUCCACUUGAAGAAAGCAAUGAAAAUUCUACGGAGGGACUUUUUGAAUUGAGGGGCUUCCACUCGAAGCUAUCUGGAGGAAGGAAAGUUGAUAUAAUUGCUAUCCACGGUCUCAAUGGCGAUCCAUACAAGACGUGGACAUCUGACAAUGUCAUCUGGUUCUCACAGCUGUUGCCCCAAUUCUUACUAGACUUCGACCUCAGAAUUUCAACCUUCGGUUAUAACUCAAGAGUGGCGUUUGGUGGCUCUUCAUUCCAAAUUCGGGACUAUGCAAUGCAAUUACUGGCUCAGCUUCAUUUGAAGCGGAAAAUUAGCAACACCACUGGAGUUCCGAUGGUCUUCUUAUGUCACAGUUUAGGAGGUAUUAUACUUAAGAAGUUCCUGAUAGUCGCUCAUGAGCGCAACUCCAUUUACAGUGAUAUCAACAUCUGUACUGCAGGUGUCAUGUUCAUGGGUACACCACAUAUAGGAUCUGAUGUAGCUAAAUGGACGCGGGUAAUCAGGAAUAUUGGGAAUUUUUGUACGUUUGGAUCCUUCCGUACCGAUUUGCUAAAGGGUCUAGAGAGCAAAUCCACGGAACUGGCUGAGAUCUCGGCACAAUUCGUCGAGCGUGGCAAAACCAUUCAGAUAAUAUCCGUCUAUGAAGGAAGACCUUUGCUCGCUAUAAUACCUGUGAUUGUUGAACGGGAGUCCGCACUUCUCAACGUCGCGAAUGAAAUGCCGCUACCCCUAGAUGCGGAUCAUCGUGAAAUAUGUCGCUUCUCAAACCCAAAUGAUCCCCGCUACAACGUGGUCGUUCUUGCUGUGGCAAACUUGAUUAAAAACAUAAUGGUUCUCGGAGGCUCAGAGCGCCAAGCCUGCCUCGAUGCCUUGUAUUUUGGACAUUAUAGAGAGCGACGAUUAAGGGUAUCUCAAGCCUAUCCUGGUACCCUUACUUGGAUUUGGAACCACCCUCAGUACCAACAAUGGGAGGAAAGCCCGUCCUCUACUCUUUUAUGGCUGCAAGGGAAGCCAGGAAGUGGCAAGUCUACUCUGGCUAACCACCUCCGAUCGCAGUUGAUUCACAGGUUGUUACACAUCCACGACGCACAAUGCCUAAUUGCAGAUUUUUUCUACAGCGCACGGGGUGGAGAUGAUCAACAAGGCCACAUAUGGAUGCUUCGGUCAAUCUUGUACCAAAUUCUUUUACGAGCUCCAGCACUAUGGGAAGACUAUCGCGAGGCAUUCGAAGGCUACAAGCAAUCUCAAGAAUGGAACAUUCCCUCGCUCCUCCAGAUAUUUUUAUCCCUGGGUACAAGAUACAAUCAAAAUGUCCCAUUACGAAUACACAUCAUUGUUGACGCCAUGGACGAAUCUGAAGAGGACAUGAGGCAGGAAACGAUAAAAAUGCUUCAUCGAGUCAGUAACCAGAACAUCAAUUCCAAUGUCGUAUUCAAAAUCUUCGUCGCUAGCAGACCUAAUCCUAAGAUUAGCUUUGCGUUACGAAAUUGUCGAUACAUGAAGCUAGAGGAUGAAAUAUUCAAUGACAUUGUUGAAUAUGUUCAAGGCGAGACAAAACGGAUUGCCGUGGAAGUUUUACAGUAUCCUCCCGAAGAUUUGCAAGUUGUAUCUCAGACAUUAAUAUUUCGAUCCAAAGGCGUAUUUCUGUGGGUGAAGUUGGUUCUUGCCGAGCUUGAAGAGCGAGCAAUCGAAGGGUUGUGCACCAUGGCAGAAAUCGAAGACUUGACAACAUCGAUACCAAUGGACCUAGAAGAUCUCUAUUGCAGGAUAGUAGAGGAAAUUGUCAAAAAGAAUGAAGCAGCAGUUCGAGAGUGCCAAACACUUCUAAGAUGGGUUGCAUACUCACCUCAGCCACUAGACGUGGAACAAAUACGCGAAAUCCUCGCAGUAAGCUUGUGCGACAACUCUGACCUUUCAGAGACUCAAAUUUCUCGACACAGAGUUAGAAAUGCUGAGGAAUUGAGGAAAAGAAUAGCAAGCAGAUGUGGAAACCUUCUGGAGGUGCGGCAUGGUGUUGUCCAAUUCGUCCAUCAAACUACCCGGGAAUAUAUGCUACAUAAGAUCAAACCAGCCGCGAUCCAGCUAGAAGAAUGGGCGAGCAAAAUCGAGAUUGGAAGAUUGUGUAAAAGGUAUCUGGAUUACUUCAACUUGACAAUUGACGCGGUCAGGACUUCGUCAAAUUUAUCCCGAACUGGUGUUGGGUGGGCAUCUUCGGACCUUAAGAGAUACGUUGCUCUUAUAGAAUUUCGGCAGCCAGUCCUGGUACCUUUUUGCUUGGAUUCAUAUCGAUUGUAUGUGGAACAACAUACUACGCCUUCGUUGGAAUUGAAAGAAGUCACCCGGGAUUUUCUUACGACCCUAGAGUCAACCUACCAGUUGCUAGACGGUGCUACUCUGGCAUCUCUAAUCCAUGGUGAUGAUGCGUCUCUCAGAACGAUUAUUCGAGCCCCAGAGCAGGUCAAUCGUCUCAUUCCGAUUCCGGCAGAUCUCCAAAGCAUGAUCCAUUUAAGGGCCGAAUCUUUCCCUGGGUCAUCAAGAACUCGUUAUUGGUCUCCAUUACAAUUUGCUGUGUGCUUGAAAUUCAAGGCAGACCAUGCAAUCAAAAUUCUCCUAAGGCUUGGAGCAGAUCCAAACUUUAGUGAUGAGACUGGCCAGACCCCUCUUUUCCAAGCGGUGGAAAUGGGCAGUAGCGUGUUAUCAUACACUCUUAUUAGCACGACAAUGAGAUGCUCGUUCGACGAUGCAGAUGGGGCAGAUCCAGAAGAUAUAUUUCAGAAUGAACCAUCUGCCCAUGGUACCGAUUAUGACGAAGUGGAUUUCUUUCCUCAUUAUCCUUGGGCUCAAUCCACUCACCCAGCUCGUGCUCGUCCUCGCCCGAAACCACCACUAUUGUCUGCAGAUCCUAUGAUUUCCGAUCAUGCAGGAAGGAGUCCGCUAUCCAUAGCUCUUGAAAACCAUCACUACGAAAUUGCUAGGGGUCUUCUAGUUCGGGCUCAAAGAAGAGGUUUCGUCACAGCUGCGACCAAGGGUUUAAGUGUCCAUAACUAUCUUUACAACGCUUGCCAGACGGGCAAUGCGAGGGCGUUCGAUAUUCUCGCGGACUUCACAACUAAUUGGAAUUUCCAAGACGACGACAGGAGAACACUGAUGCAUGUUGCCGCAGCCAACGGACAUCAGGAGAUAGUUUUCAGACUUGUACUCCGCACUUGCCUUAACCUGGACUGGACGGACAAGGAGGGCCUGACAGCUUUAGAAUUAGCGGUGCUCAAUCAACAUCAAAAUAUAGCAAAGAUUCUGCGGGAGAAGGGAACGACUGACUCUAAGAAUCGAAGAGUCUCAGUAAGACACCAAAUGGAUUGUACCUAGG
Hyaloscypha bicolor E is the source of this 3634-nucleotide messenger RNA. RefSeq lists its product as uncharacterized. The transcript is spliced from 8 exons. Gene Ontology annotation, molecular function: protein binding. The record is from RefSeq and is a predicted model, not a curated record. NCBI's taxonomy places the organism in Eukaryota, Fungi, Ascomycota, Leotiomycetes, Helotiales, Hyaloscyphaceae. The coding region runs from base 211 to 3633 and encodes 1140 amino acids.